This is a messenger RNA of Colletotrichum spaethianum, 2502 nucleotides long. RefSeq names its product putative beta-glucosidase K. Gene Ontology annotation, biological process: glucan catabolic process. Gene Ontology annotation, molecular function: beta-glucosidase activity. NCBI's taxonomy places the organism in Eukaryota, Fungi, Ascomycota, Sordariomycetes, Glomerellales, Glomerellaceae. The record is from RefSeq and is a predicted model, not a curated record. The coding region runs from base 1 to 2502 and encodes 833 amino acids. The transcript has 3 exons.
AUGGCCGACUUUGACGUGGAAGAGGUGCUCAAGAAGCUCACCGUCUCCGAGAAGGUUGACCUUCUUGCGGGUAUCGACUUCUGGCAUACCAAAGCCCUCCCCAAGCAUAACAUACCCUCCAUUCGACUCUCCGACGGCCCCAAUGGCGUUCGCGGCACCAAAUUUUUCAAUGGCAUCAAGGCCGCCUGCUUCCCCUGUGGUACGGCUCUCGGUGCAACCUUCAACACUGAGCUCCUCGAAGAGGCCGGUAAGAAGAUGGGUGAGGAGGCCAAGCUCAAGGGAGCCCACUGUAUUCUGGGCCCCACCAUCAACAUGCAACGAUCUCCGCUCGGCGGCCGAGGUUUUGAGUCCAUUGGCGAGGAUCCGGUCCUGGCCGGUCUCGGCUCCGCCGCCAUUGUGAGAGGCAUCGAGAGUACCGGUAUCCAGGCGACACCUAAGCACUUUGUCUGCAACGACCAGGAGCACAGGCGCAAUGCCGUUCAUAGCAUUGUGACGGAGCGCGCGCUGCGCGAGAUCUACGCCCUCCCUUUCCAGCUGACCUUCCGCGACUCUACGCCUGGCGCCCUCAUGACGGCCUACAACGGCGUCAACGGCACCUUCUGCAGUGAGAACUCCGACCUUCUGGACAAGCUGGUCCGUAAGGAGUGGGGCUGGGACGGAAUGAUCAUGAGCGAUUGGUACGGAACUUACAGCACCACGGAGGCGGCCAACGCCGGUCUCGACCUCGAGAUGCCCGGCCCCCCUCGCUUCCGUGGGGAGCCUCUCAAGUUCAACGUGUCGACGGAUAAGGUCCGCCAGCACGUGCUUGAUGAGAGAGCUCGCGCCAUGCUCAAGUUCAUCAAAAAGGCUGUGGCCACAGGCAUUCCCGAGGGCGCCCCUGAGAAGACGGGAGACACUCCCGAGACCGCCGAGUUGCUGAGACGCAUCGGCGGUGAAAGUAUCGUCCUUCUCAAGAACGACAACAACGUGCUUCCCCUGAAGAAGGACAAGAAGACUGUUGUCAUCGGACCCAACGCCAAGAUUGCCACCUACCACGGAGGUGGUUCCGCCUCGCUGGCUGCCUACUACGCCGUCACCCCCUUCGAAGGUAUUAGCAAGAAGCUCGAGUCGCCCCCGGAGUAUACCGAGGGCGCCUACUCUCACAAACUCCUGCCUCUCCUCGGUAACGUCUGCAAGUCGGCUGGCGGCAAGCCCGGUAUGACGAUGCGUGCCUACAACGAGCCCCCGACGGACCACAGCCGCGAGUGCCUCGACGAGCUCGUCCUGACCAAGACGGAGCUGCUGCUCGUCGACUACUACAACCCCAAGUUCAAAUCUAACCUCUGGUACGCCGACUUUGAAGGCUCCUUCGUCGCCGAAGAGGACUGCACCUACGAGCUGGGCCUCAUUGUCUGCGGUACGGCCAACCUCUUUGUCAACGACAAGCUGGUCAUCGACAACAGCACCAAACAGCGCCAGGGAGACGCCUUUUUCGGCGCCGCGACCCUCGAGGAGAAGGGCCGCGUCGAGCUGAAGAAGGGCGAGACGUACACCUUCAAGGUCGAGUUCGCCUCGGCCCCGUCGUCCAAGCUGCAGGGCGACAACGUCGUCUUCGGCGGCGGCGCCCUGCGCAUCGGCGGCUGCAAGGUCAUUGAUAACAAGGCCGAGAUCGCAAAGGCCGCCGCCCUCGCCAAGGACGCCGACCAGGUCAUCAUCUGCUCCGGCCUCAACGCCGACUGGGAGACAGAGGGUAACGACCGCGCCGACAUGGACCUGCCGGGCUACCUCAACAAGCUCAUCUCGGCCGUCACCCAGGCGAACCCCAACACCGUUGUCAUCAACCAGUCGGGAACCCCCGUGCGCAUGCCCUGGGCCAAGGACGUCAAAGCCCUUGUCCAGGCCUGGUACGGCGGCAACGAGACGGGCAACGCCAUCGCCGACGUGCUCUUCGGCGAUGUCAACCCCUCGGCCAAGCUCUCCCUUAGCUUCCCCGAGCGUGUACAGGACAACCCGGCCUACCUCAACUACCGCGCCGAGGCCAGCCGCACGUUGUACGGCGAGGACGUUUACAUUGGCUACCGCUACUACGAGUACAUUGACCGCCCCGUGCUCUUCCCCUUCGGCCACGGGCUGUCGUACACGACCUUUGAUUUCAGCGACCUCAAGGUCACAGAGAAGGACGGCAAGAUCGCCGUCGACGUCACCGUCAAGAACACGGGUAAGGUGCAGGGCGCCGAGGUUGUGCAGGUCUACGUCGCGCCCAAGCAGAAGGCAAAGAUCAACCGCCCCCUCAAGGAGCUCAAGGGCUUCGCAAAAGUAUCGCUUGCGCCGGGCGAGAGCAAGAACGUCACGGUGGAUAUCGAGGCCAAGUACGCCGCCAGCUACUUUGACGAGGAGCGCCACCAGUGGUGCGCCGAGGAGGGAGAGUACGAGGUCAUUGUCAGCGACAGCAGUGUCUUGACGGACAAGGCCGUCAAGGGCAGCUUCAAGGUCGGCGAGACCUACUGGUGGUCCGGUCUGUAA